ACGUCAAAGCAUGCGGAACUAAAAGUAAAUUGAAAUUGUGUGUAGAUGUCGGACUGAACAUUGUUUUGGGUUCGUCUGUCAAUGGCGUCUAAAAGGGACACGGAGACGAAGGAUGUCCGAGGAGGACAGAGCGUGGAAUUGGACGAAGCCCUCAAGGAGAUUGGCUUUGGCUGUGGCCAGGUGCUGGUGCUGAUCUUCUCCAGUUUCGCCAAUUUGCUCGCCGUAAACGAGACCUUUGGCAUGUCGAUCAUCGUUGUGGCGUCCUCGUGCGAUCUGUCCACAACUGCUGGCCAGAAGUCGCUGAUGAUGACCUCCAUGAUGGUGGGCAUGACUAUCUCUGGCUUCUACGUGGGCUACCUCAUCGACACCAAGGGCAGGGUGCGAAUCUUGCGCUGGAUGCUGCUAGUCACCAUAGUGUUGUCGGUGGUGUCGGCCCUCAUGCCGGAGGUGUACGGCCUAUCGGCGAUGAGAUUCCUGGUUGGAAUUUUCCUCUGCGGCCCGGCGACUUGCCUUCUGGGCUACAUGACGGAGUUCUCCUCGCCACAUGCACGUCCGCCCCUUGUCGUUGUGUUCAGCCUUGCCAUUGGCGUAUCGCUGAUCUACUGCCCGCUGGUGGCCAAGUUAUUUCUGCCCAAAAAGUACUGCGUGCUCACGGCCAGCUCCUAUUUGCUGCGCCCCUGGCGCUUUCUGAUGUUGCUGUACACGCUGCCCGGCGUCAUCGCCCUGCUGGGCCUGUGCUUCCUGCCGGAGAGUCCCUACUAUCUGAUGUCCGUGAAGCGCAAGGAGGAGGCCCAGGAGGUGCUCGCAUGGCUGUGUCGCCGCAAUCGCAAGAACAAGGACGAGCUGAACAUCGAGCUAAUCGACUUUCAGAGGCACACCAUUGUGGCCAAGGCCAACUACUUUAAGCUGGUGUGGGACGACAGCAUUCGUUUGGUGAAGCCGCCCUACUGUCGCGACUUUAUGGUCUGUACGCUCCUCUCGUUCGGCAUGUUCCUCAUAUCCCUUGGCCUGGGCAUGUGGUAUCCCCUGCUGCGGAGCCAGGACAACAGCCAACGGCGCCUGCUCUGUGAUGUGCUCAGCAAGCCCAAGAACUUUGAUCAGCCGAAGAACGUUUCGGCCUCCAACGAGAUGCCAGACUUCACCGAUCCCAUUUACUACGGCAUCGCCUACAUUCUGUUCUACUUCCUGGCCCUGCUGCUGCUGCUGUGCAUGUCGCGGAAGCACGUCUUCGUCUGCUACGUUAGCGUUGCGGCCAUUUGUGGCAUGGCGCUGAACUUCAUCAAGGAGCCGAUCGCCAUUCUGAUAUGCUUCAGCACGAUGAUGAUCCUGCCGGGUGUGAUGAUCACCCUGGUGUCCUCGGUGCUGGUGGACUGCAUGCCCACGCAGCUGCGUGCCAAGGCCCUCAGCCUGAACAAGGCGCUGUCGCGUCUGGGUGCCAUUCUCGGCUGUCUGCUGGUGGGCCUCAUGCUGCAGGUGUCCUGCGUGGCGACACUCAACAUCUUUGUGGCCUACCUCAUAUUUUGCAUCGUUCUGUGCUUCCUGCUGCCAAAGUGACAAAGUGACGCAGCCGACCAGGCUCUACGCUUCAGUUUUGUGUUAUUUUUGUGAUUUUUGAGUAUCGUGACUUUGAAUAAAUCCGAUCUGGUUCUAUGACUGA
This is a messenger RNA of Drosophila obscura, 1657 nucleotides long. Its product is annotated as organic cation/carnitine transporter 7. Gene Ontology annotation, molecular function: transmembrane transporter activity. Gene Ontology annotation, biological process: transmembrane transport. The record is from RefSeq and is a predicted model, not a curated record. Gene Ontology annotation, cellular component: membrane. The transcript is spliced from 5 exons. NCBI's taxonomy places the organism in Eukaryota, Metazoa, Arthropoda, Insecta, Diptera, Drosophilidae. The coding region runs from base 82 to 1554 and encodes 490 amino acids.